Messenger RNA from Rotaria sp. Silwood1, 369 nucleotides. Lineage: Eukaryota; Metazoa; Rotifera; Eurotatoria; Philodinida; Philodinidae. The record is from the annotation of a GenBank genome assembly.
AUGCGUGUUGUCAUAGUACUUUUUCUACUUUGUAUUGUCGUAUCCAAUGCUAUCCGAUGUUAUAUGGGUUCUGGAACUCAAUGCAUGGUCGGACCUGAUAUGAAACAAUGUGGUGAACAAGGAGAAUGUGUAUGUGCAAAAUAUAAAUUUUUAUGCACAGGUAAUGAUCAAGGUUGUACACUAGAAGAACAACAGAAGAGAACAACAAAAUGGGCUUAUACUAUAAUAGCAAGUAAAAUGUGCAAUCAAAUGCGUAAAACACCGUUCAUAUACAAAAAGUUAUUGUGUUGCAAGAAGGAUAAAUGUAAUCGACCAGGAAAAGGUACAACUUGUGCAGCGAUUCCGAUGAAUAUGUUCAAUCAACAAUAG